Molecule: messenger RNA, 2478 nt
Organism: Vitis riparia (riverbank grape)
Lineage: Eukaryota; Viridiplantae; Streptophyta; Magnoliopsida; Vitales; Vitaceae
Exons: 8
Coding region: 119-2269 (716 amino acids)
Molecular function (GO): protein binding
Source: RefSeq, a predicted model, not a curated record
AUGGUUCCUGGCCGAUUUCCUGUAUCUUUUGAAGACAGUGGGAAAAAGGGCUGCUGUUGUUUCUCUUUGGGUGAGAGUAUCUUCUCUGCCUCGAUAUAGUUAAAUAUAAUCUUCUAUCAUGGAUAACAAAUCCAUCUGCGAGAACGAUAAGGAAUUUGUUGUAAUGGCUUCUUCUUCUUCACUACGUCUUAGAAAUGACAACAGCGCAAACAGUCCUAAAAACAGUAACAUGGACAUUGCUGAGCAUGAUGAGGAGUUCACUGUAAUGGCUUCCUCUUCAUUACCACUCUCGGUAAUCGAUGACAGCCCAAACAAUCCUAACUGUAGCAGCAUCAAUAUGGCGCAGGAUACUGAUGAAAAUGUUUCAGCGGUUUCAUCUUCAUCUUUGCAAAGGACUCGCAGCUCCGAAUUCUAUGAAGCAGAUUUAUUCUAUUACUUGGAACUGUACAAAGUUGUGCUCAAUGGUGACUGGGAAAGUGCUUCAAAAUUAUUGGAGGAUGAUCCAAAAUCAUUCUCCACCCCGAUGCUUCACAUAGCAGUUGAGUUAGGAGAGGCCACCAUGGGUUUCGUGGAGAAGUUGGUUCAGUUUAUGCCAAGUCCGGCACUGUCUCUGCCGGGUUCUAAUGGCGCCACUGCCCUUUUUACCGCUGCGAAGGCUGGCAAUAUAAAAGCAGCCAAGUUGUUCGUGGAAAAAAAGUCAAACUUGCCCAAUAUCUGCAACCACGGCAAUUUAGUGCCUCUUCACACCGCUGUUAGGUAUGGUCAUAAAGAGCUGACUUUAUAUUUAUUAAGCGUCACCAGAGAUGAUGUAGAUCCAAGUCCUUUCGCAGACAAGCCUGGAUUCGAACUUCUGCGCAGAGCACUAAUGGUGGGGUUUCAUGAUGUAGCACUGUAUCUGGUUAAACGUUAUCCUGACCUUGCCACAUGCAAUUUCGGUGAUGCUAAAGAUUCUGAUGAUGAUAUUUAUUCUGAUGAUGAUAAAGCCCCUUUGACGGUAUUGGCUAAAAGGCCUUGGGCUUUCCGAAGUGGAAGUCGCUUCAACUUAUGGCAACUCAUAAUAUAUCACUGUGUUCCUGUGAAAUUAAACCAUUUUCUUAGUCAACCUAAUAGAGGAGGCAUGGAGAAUCAAGUUGGUAGCUAUGAACUAUCCACACAAAUGUGCUACUGGACUCGAUUGUUCAAAGCUUGCCGAAAGGCGAAUGCAAUAUUCUGGGAACUGGUUGAAUGGUUAGUACCACCCAUCAAGCACAUCCAAGAAACAAAAACAAUGCAUACUCUGACUCUUCAAUUGCUUAAGCACCUAUGUACUGAAGUUUUGAAAGUAUCAAGAGCAGAGGAAAUAUUUGGACAAGCAUUCAUUACUGGGGCAAAAUAUGGGAUUCCCGAGAUUCUGGAAGAGAUUAUAAAGUCAUAUUCUUCUGCACUCGAGUAUCUGGAUGAGGAUGUAUUCAAAUUGGCAGUAUUAAAUCGUUAUGAAAAGAUUUUCAACCUCAUCUGCGAAACCGGUAUGCAUAGACAACUUAUAAUACGAACCAGAGAUGAUACAAAUAACGAUAAUAUCUUGCAUUUGGCUGGAAAAUUGGCCCCUCUGCACCGGCUCAGUCUCGUUUCUGGUGCAGCUCUACAAAUGCAACGCGAGUUACAUUGGUUUAAGGAAAUUGAAAAAUAUGCACCGAGAGCCUUCAGUGAAUCUGAGAACGAAAACGAAGAUACACCAAAAAUGGUAUUUAUAAAGGCACAUAAAGAGUUGAUAAAAGAAGGGGAGAAAUGGAUGAAAGGCACAGCAAAAUCUUACACAUUGGCAGCAGCGCUUAUUGCUACUGUAGUGUUUGCAGCAGCAAUUUCCAUCCCGGGUGGCAACCAUGAUGAUACUGGCAUACCAAAUUUCUCUGAAGAAUAUACCUUCAAAUUUUUUGCAGUUUCGGAUGCUCUUUCCCUCUUCCUAUCCGUUGCUUCGGUGCUGAUAUUCCUAUCCAUUCUCACUGCACGAUAUGCAGAAGGUGAUUUUCUUUUUACCCUUCCCAGGAGGUUGAUAUCUGGCCUUGUUACUCUAUUCCUCUCCGUAACAUUCAUGAUGAUAGCCUACAGUAGCGCAAUCUAUCUUAUCUUUGGUGAAAAGAAGGCAUGGAUUCUUAUUACCUUGGGUGCAUUAGCCUGUUUGCCAGUGACCUUGUACGGAAUUCUGCAGUUUCCCCUCCUUGUGGAAUUGAUUUAUUCCACAUACGGCCCAGGCAUUUUUGGCAAACAUAGUAAUCGUCUGAUCCGAUAGAUCGACAAUCAUGGUGAGAGUAUUCGACACAAUUACGUACUUUGGGAUUUGCAUCAAAUUCAUGACUGAAUGUAUUGCCUUCACUCUCUCUCUCUGCUCCUGCGGACAUUUUCUCCUAGAUAUUUCAUUGUAAUUCUAACUUCUGUCAACUAUGAUGAACAGGCUUAAAGCAAACUUUUUAAACUUGGCAAAAUUGACUUUUUGGUACA